AUCAUCUCUAUGUUUAGCCAAUUCCACACGGAAGCCAUAUUGUUUUAAGGUCUCGCGCUGCCCUCUGGCGGCCAUUUUAGUUUAUUAGGCACUUUAGCGUCGUUUUGUAAAUCACCUGAGAUUCAUUCCUUAUCUGAUUUCUUUUCGUCUUUCACUUGUAUAGCUAGUGAGGUCUGAAAUUUCAAAGAAAUGACCACCUGCAUUACUGAAGACAUUUCCAUAACUUCAAUUGACUUGUCAGACAUAACCAGCUCGUCGUCCAUUUCUGAUAAAGUCUGUGUGCACUGGGGAUGUGAGCUUAGUUCCAGCCAAACCGCAGCUGUAUUUGAGGCAGAAGAUGAUCUUUUGGAGAACCAGUUCUUCAUAAAAACAAUAUGCCUGAGUGCACAGGCAAGUGAUGAGCUGCAUGUUGUUGCUGUAUCUGACGGAGUUGGCGAGUCCAAGCCUGUUCCGAUUGUGACCCUACGUCAUUGUAUGCCCAUGGUUAGCUUUCCUGCCUUGGAGCUCAUGCCGCCUGUUACCUUCAAUUUAUGUUCAGGCACAGGGCCGGUGUUCAUUUCUGCACAACACAUUACACUUAAUCCGACUGAAAACACAGAAGAAGAAGAAGAAGAAGAAGAAGAAGAGGAGGAGGAGAAGGAUAGAGGAGAAAGCUUCUUGAUUGACGAUUUGACAGACUGAACUAUCAAUCAAAUGUGUGGAUAAAUUUCACCAUUUUUUAAGAUCAAAAUGUACAGCUCGGCUGCGUGGGUUCAGUACAGUAUGUGUACUUAAAUGAACGUGUAUGAUGUUUGUGAUUCAGAAUCAAAGAAAUGUGUAAAGGAAAACAGAUCCAAAGUCUUGCAGUAUACAGUAUUUAGGCAGCAGGUCGUGAUGUUAUUUGUCUGUCCUUUUUUUUUUUUUUUUAAAGAAC
This is a messenger RNA of Tachysurus fulvidraco (yellow catfish), 913 nucleotides long. It is a transcript of the gene npm2a, whose product is annotated as nucleophosmin/nucleoplasmin, 2a. The coding region runs from base 190 to 681 and encodes 163 amino acids. The transcript has 6 exons. Gene Ontology annotation, molecular function: RNA binding; chromatin binding; histone binding. Gene Ontology annotation, biological process: chromatin remodeling. Gene Ontology annotation, cellular component: nucleolus; nucleoplasm; cytoplasm. Lineage: Eukaryota; Metazoa; Chordata; Actinopteri; Siluriformes; Bagridae. The record is from RefSeq and is a predicted model, not a curated record.